GAGCAAGUGCUCAACAGGAAGGUAAAGCCCCACAGUUCCAGGAACAUGGUGUGAAGGUUCAGCAGUCUGAUGGUCAACAAGGACCAUGAGGCAUGAUGGGCACAGAUAUUGAGCACUACAGCUCAAGGGUUUGUGUCAGUUUCAUGGCAUUUUUCUUACAGCUAUCCUACUCUAGGGCAAAUGGACAUAUGCAACAAAGCAUGACAGAGGUCCUUGUGAUCACAAUUCGAGGAUCAAUGAUGGACUAUGAACGAGCGAUGGUGACAGUGAGAAGAGAAACGACAACGACGACAGUGCUGGAUGCAGAGCAAUGGCCAUGCGAGGCUGGAACAGCCGUCCUAUGAAGACAGGCCAUGACAAGCACAGAUACUGAGCUCGAUGGCUCAACGGUCUGCUUAGAUUUUAACACGUUGUGCUUAC
Messenger RNA from Pisolithus orientalis, 420 nucleotides. RefSeq lists its product as uncharacterized. Lineage: Eukaryota; Fungi; Basidiomycota; Agaricomycetes; Boletales; Pisolithaceae. The record is from RefSeq and is a predicted model, not a curated record. The transcript has a single exon. The coding region runs from base 93 to 344 and encodes 83 amino acids.